UCUGACAAAACAAGGAUGUUGCUGCUUUAUUUGUCAGUGAUGAUCAAGCUUUUCUUCCAGUUGGAUGCAUCUAUUUGUCCUGAAAAGUGUGACUGUCCUUCAAAAAAUGCAAUUCACUGCUCUGGCCCCCAGAUAAAAGACCUGGAAUCGCUGCAGCUGCCUUGCAAUGUGACAGAGGUUCACAUCACAGGCACUAACGUAACACACUUGCAGGAUGCUUUCUCUGGGAUGGGGGAACUGCAGCGUCUCAUCUUGCCUUCCAACAACAUCUCUCUGAUUUCGCCACUGGCUUUCAAAGGCUUGAGAAGCCUGAAAGCCCUCAAACUGCUAGAUAAUAAGCUAGUUGAACUGCCCCUGGGAGUGUUUGACGACAUGGUGCAGCUUCAGCAACUGAUCAUGGAAAAUAACAAAUUGAAAUCCAUUGCAGAAAGCCUGUUUGACAAGCUGGCUGGUUUGGAAGAGCUUUUCUUGAACAAAAACCAACUAACAGCACUUCCUAGUGGUGUGCUGAAGAAGUUUGCCAAACUCAAAUUGCUCAACUUGUCAAGAAACUAUUUGGCAGCACUACCUAGAGGUCUGUUCAGUGCCUUAACCAGGCUUGAGAAGCUGAUGCUGUAUUUUAACAGGCUGCCUUCCAUAGAGCCUGGUAUGUUUGAUAACCUGAAGGAGCUGCAGCAGCUCUUCCUGCAUUGCAAUAACAUCCAGUCCAUUGCCCUUGAUGCAUUUCAUUGUCUUCAUAAACUGAGAAUCCUAACACUCUCCAGAAACAAGCUUGAGGUUUUGCCUCCUGGGCUCUUUCUGCACUUGCACGAGCUGUCUAAACUGACCUUGUACAAGAACCCACUGAAGUCUCUUCCAGGAGUGUUGUUUGGAGAAAUGAAGCACCUGGGUAGCUUGUGGCUGUAUCACACAAAGCUCUCAACGGUACCGGAUUUUGUGUUCAGUAACUUGACAAACUUGGAGCUGCUGGUGCUGAGCUUUAAUCCUGAAUUUAGCAUUCUUCCUAAGCAUGCAUUCAGUGGCCUGAGUGCGCUGCGAGGCCUUUCUCUGCACACAAACAAUAUUUCCAGUUUGCCAGAGGGCAUCUUCCUGAGCCUUCAGAAACUGCAGAACGUUUCCCUCUUUGAUAAGAGGCUUGGGGUAGUUCCUCGAAAUCUCUUUCGUAAUCUCAAGCACCUUCAGAAAGUUUACCUGAAUGGCAGUCAACUGCAGUCUCUUCCUGGAGACUUCUUCACUGGUUUGCCUGAGCUGCAAGAAGUCUUCCUUGAUGACAACCCCUGGAAAUGCGAUUGCCAAAUUCUUGGCUUGCGAGAGUGGAUCCAGCAAAGCGUGGAGAUAGUUAAAAACGUGCCCUCUCUAACGUGUCACAGCCCACUGGCACUGCAGAAUAUUUCCCUGGUGGCUCUAACAGCUGAUCACCUGAAGUGCCAGCCAACCACAGCCAUCACAUACCAGGCCUUCAGCUCAACUUACUCACAGACUUCAACUUCUCUUGGGACAGAGCACUUACCCUCUUGGAAGACUGCUGUGACAACCAUGGCAGAGGUGGAUGCCAGCACACCCACAGCAGUUCCUCUUGUGACUCCAGGUGUUACCUACUCACGUGUUGAAGCUGUUGGACAGCCUGGGUUUCAUUUCUCAGGUGUUCCAACUCAAGCUUCUCCCAGUGCCAUAGUACAAACUGACAGAGUCAGUGGAACAGAUUUAACAACUCCUCCCUGGUGGGGUGAGUUGCCAGCCCAGAGGGGAGCUAAACCUUAUUUUAAUGCCAGAGUUGCUUAUUGUCAGCAGCUCUUGUGCCUUCACAGUCUGACUUUAGCACUGCAGGCUCUAACCAUUGUGCUGAGUCUGUAUGUGAUGGGUAAAACCAGGCAACUCUUGCACUCCAGAAAUCCUGCUCAGCCUGUAGUUCUAAUCAAAUUUUUAAGAAGAUGA
This is a messenger RNA of Indicator indicator, 1935 nucleotides long. RefSeq names its product glycoprotein V platelet (gene GP5). NCBI's taxonomy places the organism in Eukaryota, Metazoa, Chordata, Aves, Piciformes, Indicatoridae. The transcript has a single exon. Gene Ontology annotation, molecular function: protein binding. The record is from RefSeq and is a predicted model, not a curated record. Bases 16 to 1935 code for a protein of 639 amino acids. Gene Ontology annotation, cellular component: extracellular matrix.